Molecule: messenger RNA, 1894 nt
Organism: Paramecium sonneborni
Lineage: Eukaryota; Ciliophora; Oligohymenophorea; Peniculida; Parameciidae
Source: the annotation of a GenBank genome assembly
AUGGAAUAAAUAAUUUACAAUGAUAAUUUGGUAUUGUUACAGUAAAAAGUAUCAAGCUAUCCAAAAACUAAUGAGGAUCUUAAAGUACUUAUAAUAUUUAAACUAAGACAAUGGCAUCAAUAAUAAAAGUGACAUAAAUAUUCAACAAAUUGAAUGAACUUUAUCACCAAUAAUUAUCAUAAGAUGGGUAAAUAAAAGUAAACUCAUAAUAUUAAAUUAGCUCUGCAAUUUUUUAGAACUGGCAAAUUAUUAACUUGGCGAAGAAGUUUAACCAAGGUAAAAGUUUGUUGUAUAACUUUUACUUAAAGGAUAAGUUGAAGUUUAUUAAUUAGAGGAGGGUUACAUAUAUAACCAUGAAAAAUAUAUAACAACUUUAAAUCCCUUAUUUUAUUUAGAGGAUGACUUUUAAUUUGAUAAAAUAAAAUACUCACAAAAUCAGUUGGUAUAUAAAGUAUCAUUCAACAAUUCAUUAAUACUAAUGAUUAAUAAAAAAGAAUGUGAUGAAAUUUAUAAAUAUUAUGGAGAAAUUUUUUUAUAUAAACAUAGAACUUUAUGUAAAGUAAUACCAGGAUUAGGAGAAUUGAACUCUAAAAGAAUAUUGGAAGCACUUUCAAAUUAAUUUGAAAAUAUAAUUCUUCCUCACUGCACUUUAAUUACAGAGUAUGAAAUGCUUUUUAUUUAAGGGAAAAUUAGAUUGGAGAUUAUAUCUUUUUUUUAGCAUAGGGCCAUGUUUCAUUUCAAAAAAAUAAAGAACAUUUAUUUAAUAUAGAAGAAAGUGGAAUAAUAGGUGAUGAAUUAUUAAUAGAUCCUGAUCAAGAUUAAAAUGGUGUAUUAACAUAUGAAUAUACAGUAAUUGCCAAAUCUGCAUAAGUUUUAUUGUAUAAAAUCAAACUUAAGAUAUUUACAAGGCUUUUCCCAAAUGCUAUAAUUCGAUAAAUAAUUCUCCAACAUAAAUGUAAAUAUAGAAAGUUUGAUUUCUAGAAAAAUAAUUAAUGAGACUACUUGUUGGUAGUAAACCAAUUGAGAAAAAUAAAUGUAAUACUUCACCGACAAAUGAAAUUAAAAAGUCUAAAUCAACUUUGAUUUUAACAAAAGACUCAAUUAAAGCUUAUGAUAAAGUGGAUAUAGUUUUUUAAUAAUAUUAAGUAUGAAAUGUACACAAUGUUAUUAGGUACCUAAACAUAGUAGAGUAUUAAAAUAUAAUAAUAAUUUAUUGGAUAAAUUCAAUAAAAAGUUUAAAAAAGCAGGAAAAAAGAUUACAAUAAAUGAAUUUGUACAAUAAACAAAAUAGAGUGAUGAACCUUAAAUGAAAUUAUUAGAAAAAGUAGAGAAUCCUUAUAACUUUGCAUCAAAUGUAAAUACAGAAGGGUUUCUAAAAAAAUAUUAUUCAAAUCUUAUAAGGAUUGGAUUAGUAAAACCCCCAUUAAGAAUAGCUCCUUAAAAUUAGGAAGCAAUUUAAAGAUCAAGAGUAAUUUCAGCAAUGAAAUUAAUUGAACAUACACAUAAUUAAUUGAAACCUAAAAGAGCAACAAGUGCUGCUUAUGGAAAAACAGAUCCUUUAUUAACAAUAAAUGCUUUAGUGUCAACAAAAGAGAGUGAAAUCAAUAUGAGUACUUAGAAACAUUUAGAGAAAAAUAAAACAAUGACUACAUAUAAUCCUACACCAAGAACAUAAUCAUAACCUUAAUUAGGUUAUCAUAACAAUGUUACUCCUAGAUAUUCAUCUAUAAUGGAAACACCUAAAUGCGAUACUCCAUAAUCUAGAUCAACAAUGGCAAAAUCAUCAUAAUAAGUAUUUCGGCCAUAUUCUGGUUUUAUGGAUCAUACUUCGCGUUUGUCUUAAUAAUCAGAAAUAAAUAAGAGAUUAAAAAGACCAAAUCAAAAUUUUUUUUGA